This is a messenger RNA of Ilex paraguariensis (yerba mate), 918 nucleotides long. The record is from the annotation of a GenBank genome assembly. NCBI's taxonomy places the organism in Eukaryota, Viridiplantae, Streptophyta, Magnoliopsida, Aquifoliales, Aquifoliaceae.
AUGCCAUUCCACGACUUCGAGCACAAGGUUACAUUCCCUUGCAAGGAACUUGUGCGCAAUCUUCAACCCCUCAGGUUUAAAGAUCUACCAAUUUCUAAUUUUGGGCCCUUGGAUGAUUUACUACAACUUAGUGAAAUCGUGUGUGAUAUAAAAACUUCAGCCAUCAUCCUAAACACCAUGGAUUUCCUCGAGUGUUCAUCGCUAGCCCAGCUCCAAAAACAUUGUCAAGUUCCAUUCUUCUCAGUAGGCCCUUUGCACAAAAUGGCUCCAUCCUCAUCAUCCACUAACUUAUUGCAAGAGGACAUCAAAUGUAUUGCAUGGCUUGACAAACAAGCUCCUAACUCAGUUCUUUAUGUUAGUUUGGGAAGCUUAGUGACCAUGGAUGAGAAAGAGCUAAUUGAGAUAGCUUGGGGACUAGCCAACAGUGACCAUCCAUUCCUGCGGGUGGUUCGUUUUGGCUCGAUUCAUGGUGCAAAAGGUGUUGACCUCCUACCACUAGGUUUCCGAGAAAUAAUUGCAGAAAGAGGUUGCAUAGUGAAAUGGGCACCACAAAAGGAGGUAAUAUCACACAAUGCAGUGGGAGGGUUUUGGAGACAUUGUGGAUGGAAUUCAACCUUGGAAAGUAUUUUUGAGGGGGUGCCAAUGAUAUGUCGGCCAUGUUUUGAGGACCAAAGGGUAAAUACAAGGUAUUUGUGCCAUGUAUUGAGGGUUGGUUUGGAGUUGGAGCAUGCCUCGGAUAGAGAGGAGAUCGAGAGAGCUAUAAAAAGACUUCUGGUGGAAAAAGAAGGAGAGGAAACGAGGCAACGAGCGAUUGAUAUGAAGGAAAAGGUCAAGGUUAGUGUAGGCAAAUGUGGCUCUUCCGGCAAGUCCCUAAAUGACUUAACAGAGUUCAUCUUGUCAUUCUUGUUGCCAAAAUGA